Molecule: messenger RNA, 2631 nt
Organism: Daldinia caldariorum
Lineage: Eukaryota; Fungi; Ascomycota; Sordariomycetes; Xylariales; Hypoxylaceae
Product: Noc2-domain-containing protein
Exons: 1
Coding region: 91-2421 (776 amino acids)
Biological process (GO): ribosomal large subunit biogenesis
Cellular component (GO): Noc1p-Noc2p complex; Noc2p-Noc3p complex; nucleoplasm
Source: RefSeq, a predicted model, not a curated record
CAUUAGCAAGCCGUAAAAUAAAAAAUCCAAUCAACUACCAAAUUCACCCGCUCAAUUGUUUCGUCACGACCUCGCUGACGGAUAACCAUCAUGGCGGGCGCUAAGAAAAACUUCAAGGCGACUAAAAAGUUCGAGCAAAAACAUCUAAAAGGCGUUUUAGAUCAACGAAAAACCGUUGCAAAGAUAAAGCAGAGGAAGCAGGUCGAAGCCAAGAAGCAAUUUAAAAAGGCGAAAGAUGCCGAGUUCUACAAGGGCGCGGAAGACGGCGAGAAAGCCAAUAAGCCCAAUGGCUCUAAGAGGACAUCCAAUGUCAACGAAAUGAGUGUCGACGAUUUCUUCGGUGGUGGAUUCGAGAUAAUCGACAAAGCCCAACCGUCUAAAAAGACGUCCAAGAAGUUAGGAAAACGCAAGCGAGAUGAGCCCAAAGAAGACGAUGCCUCAUCCGAUGAGGGUAACGAUAUUGAUAUCUCAGCUGACGAGAUGCCCGUUGCAAGCGGAAGCGAAGAUUCAGACGACGAAGAAGUUGAGGAUAUCGGCAUGAGUAAAGAGGCCAUGGAUGCCCUUGCUCAAGAGGAUCCCGAGUUCUACAAAUUCUUAAAAGAGAAUGACCCCGAAGCGUUAGAUUUCGACGAUGCCAACCUGGCCGAGGUGGAUGAGUUGAGUGCUAGCGAGGAAGAAGACCAACCCAAGAAGAAACGAAAGAAGGAGAAGAAACAAGAAAAGACGGAUGACGCAGACGAGGAGGAUAAGACUGAUAACGAGCUAACUCAAGCUAUGGUGGCACGAUGGGGGGCGGCGCUGUCAGAGAAUAAAUCACUCAGAGCUGCGAGGCAGGUGGUUUUGGCAUUCAGAUCCGCUGCACACUUGAACGAGGACGACGAAGAGCAGGGAGGGAAACAAACUUACAAGAUAUCAAACCCCGAGGUGUUCCACGAUAUCCUUAUUGUCGCGCUCAAACAAAUUCCUGAAGUUAUUCAGCACCACCUCCCCGUCAAAGAGUCGUCGUCUGGCAAGGUUAAUGUUCCUACGGAUUCUAAGAAGUUUAAGAGCCUUUCCAUGCUUCUAAAGUCCUUCAUAUCCUCUAUCUUAUACCUGGUCGGUACGCUGUCGGACGACGCGACCCUCAAGCUCACAUUGUCGGCUGUCACACCCCUUAUCCCUUACCUUUUAAGUUUCCGGAAGCUACUUAAGAAUUUGAUCAAGGCCGUUGUUGGAUUUUGGUCGCAGUCUACAAGUAGCGAUUCCACCCGAAUCACUGCUUUCUUAGUUUUACGACGACUCGUAGUUGUAGGCGACAAAGGUAUCAGGGAAGCCGUCUUGAAAGCAACGUACCAAGGUCUAGUCGCAGGAUCUCGGGUGACAAACGUCAAUACGAUACAGGGAAUAAAUUUAAUGAAGAACUCAGCCGCCGAGUUAUGGGCCCUUGAUCAAAAUAUUGGUUAUACGACAGCUUUCACUUUCAUCCGCCAACUCGCCAUCCAUCUGCGCAACAGCAUCGUGCACAACCAAAAUGACUCCUAUAGAACUAUCUAUAAUUGGCAGUAUGUCCACUCUGUGGACUUCUGGUCCUGUGUGCUAUCGGAGCACUGCAGUCCGCUAAAGGAGGCGGAAGCUGGAAAGGAAUCCCAGCUCAAACCCCUCAUCUACCCGCUCGUCCAAGUCACACUCGGUGCCAUGCGCUUAAUACCAACUGCGACCUAUUUCCCUCUGCGAUUCCACAUGAUCAGGUCACUCCUUCGCAUUUCACGGUCGACUGGAACUUACAUUCCGCUGGCUUCAGCUUUGUUAGAGGUUCUCAACUCUGCGGAAAUGAGAAAGUCACCGAAGCAGUCAACUAUCAAACCUCUCGAUUUUCAUGUGGCCUACAAGGCCGCAAAGGCCUAUUUGCGGACGCGAAUUUAUCAAGACGGAGUUGGAGAGCAAGUGGUGGAACUAUUCUCGGAGUACUUCGUCCUAUGGUCCACGAACAUAGCAUUCCCUGAAUUUGCCUUGCCUGUCAUCGUCAUGCUUAAGCGAUGGCUCAAGCAGUCAAGAAAAAAGACCGGGGGGAACAACAAUAAUAAGAUUCGCGCUGGUCUUGUUUUAUUGGUUCAGAAACUUGAGGCAAAUGCGAAGUUUAUCGAGGGUAAACGAGCUAAGGUCGACUUCGCACCCAAAGACCGGGCACAAGUCGACGCGUUCCUGAAGGAUUUCGAGUGGGAGAAGACGCCGGUUGGCGCCUACGUUGUUGCGCAGAGGAAGGCAGGAGCGGAGAAAGCUAAGAUGCUAGAGCAGGCCAGGAAAGAAGACGAACGGAAACGAAAGGAAGAAGAGCAAGAGGCGCUAGAGGAGAAUGCUGCUAGAUUAGAGGACGAGGAUGAAGAGAUGGAGGAUUUAGAUGACGAAGAGGAAAGCGACUCUUCCGACGAGGACGAAGACUAAGAGCAAUGGAACACCUUGUUCGAUUGAACAGAAUUGUUAAUGGACAGGAAAGUCGCCUUCACAUUGAGGGGCCGUUUUACCCCUAAUACUCAGAAUGUCUUCGCAUUAUCCUGAGAUACCCGAUAAUCUCUGAAUAUACCUACCUGUAGUGGCAGUAGCUACUCCAUGACGAAUACUGCCUGGAGUUGCAUCAAAUACAACUUUUUUUUU